Messenger RNA from Lathyrus sativus (Indian pea), 2121 nucleotides. The record is from the annotation of a GenBank genome assembly. Lineage: Eukaryota; Viridiplantae; Streptophyta; Magnoliopsida; Fabales; Fabaceae.
AUGAACUUAGAAGGAAGUAAAACUUUUUCUUCAACACUAAAGAUUUUUCAAAUUGGGAUAUGGUGGUUCAUAGUUUUAAUCAAUCUUGGGUAUAUCAUGGUUUGGCUUAUGAUGCCUACAAACACCUUUUUUCUGCAUUGGUUACCUGAUAUUCAAGCAAAGACAGAUCCAAUAUAUUUUGGCAAACAAGGAACAACAGUACUCGUUUACACGUUUCCGAUUCUAUUAAUGGCGACUUUGGCCACUCUAUACCACCAUUUGAUCCAAAAAGGUUCUAAUCAUAGCAAGGCGGGGGUUUUGAGAAAGGCGUCGUGGAGAAAACCGUUGCUUGUAAAUGGUCCUCUUGGCAUUAUCUCAAAGACAGAAUUCUCUUUCAUGAUCAUGUUUGUUUUACUGUUAAUUUGGUCCUUGUGUUCUUACUUACAUGGCAUGUUUGAAAACGCGGCCUUACAAGCAGCUAACGAGCGAGAGCGAGAAUGGGAAGCCAAGUUGGAAAACUCAGCACUCGCGUUAGGUCUUGUUGGGAAUAUUUGCUUAGCUUUUCUGUUCUUUCCGGUCUCAAGAGGGUCUUCAGUUUUGAGGUUCUUUGGCCUAACUUCAGAAGCAAGUAUCAAGUAUCAUAUUUGGCUAGGACAUAUUACAAUGACCCUCUUCACAGCUCAUGGACUAUGUUAUGUUACUUUUUGGGACAAGACACAUCAAAUGUCACAGAUAUUCACAUGGAACAAAGUUGGCAUCUCAAAUGUGGCUGGAGUAGUAGCAGUGCUCGCGGGAUUAACCAUGUGGGCUACAACCUUACCUUUUAUAAGGCGGAAAUUUUUUGAGCUUUUCUUUUAUAUUCAUCACUUGUACAUUGUUUUUGUAGUCUUCUUUGUGCUGCAUGUGGGAUUUUCCUAUUCUUGCAUAAUGCUUCCAGGAUUUUACCUUUUCUUGAUUGACCGAUAUCUAAGAUUCUUACAGUCCCAGCAGAAAAUUCGGCUGGUUUCUGCUCGUGUUUUGCCUUGUGAAGCUGUUGAGCUGAAUUUCUCCAAGAACCCAGGGUUGUGCUAUAGUCCUACAAGUAUAAUUUUCAUUAACAUUCCAAGUAUUUCCAAGUUGCAAUGGCACCCUUUUUCAAUCACCUCAUGUAGUAAUACUGAUUCUGAUACCUUAAGCAUUGUCAUCAAAAGUUCAGGAAACUGGUCUCACACUUUGUACCAGAAACUAUCAACUUCGUCUCCACCUUCCCAUCUUGACGUCUCCAUUGAAGGACCGUAUGGACCAGCUUCAACUUCUUUCUUAAGGCAUGAAAUUCUGGUGAUGGUGAGUGGAGGAAGUGGCAUUACUCCUUUCAUCUCGAUAAUCCGUUCGCUACUCUUUAAGGCCAACAUCGAAGGCGGAAAAACUCCUAAAGUUCUUCUUAUAUGUUCCUUCAAGAAGUCCAUUGAUCUUACCAUGAUAGACCUCCUCCUUCCCAUCUCAGGAACCGCCCUUGACGCAUCCCGCUUGCAGCUACAGAUUGAAGCCUAUGUAACAAGAGAGAAACAGCCACCGACGAAUGAUAGAAAGCUUCUUCAAACAUUAUGGUUCAAGUCAAAUGCAUUAGACGAACCGAUCUCUGCAGUCUUUGGACAAAACAGUUGGCUCUAUCUCGGAAUUAUCAUCACAACUUCUUUCAUAUUGUUCCUUCUAAUCAUUGCCAUCCUAACUAGAUACUACAUAUAUCCAAUUGACCAUAAUUCUGACCUGAUAUACCCUUAUUUCUUAAGGUCCAUUCUUAGCAUGUUAUUCAUAUGUGUAUCUAUAGUUAUUGUAGCUACAUUUGCUUUUCUCUGGAAUAAAAAACAGAACAAGGCUUUGAGGCAGAUUAAAAACACAUCAACUCCAACAACUUCACCAGGCUCGAUAUACAACAAAACUGACAGAGAAUUAGAGAGCCUUCCCCUCCAAUCCUUUAUCCAACCAGCUAAAGUUCAUUAUGGUGAAAGGCCUGACAUGAAGAAAAUACUUUCUAACUGUAAUGGAUCGAGCAUUGGAGUUCUUGUUAGUGGCCCAAGGGAAAUGAGACAUGAAGUAGCAUCAAUUUGUACAUCUUGUUCAACAGAUGACUUAUGUUUUGAGUCCAUUAGCUUCAGCUGGUGA